UGCGGACGAUCAGAGGAAGAGGAGAACGUCCUGAGAAGUCGAAGGAGGCGAAGGCCAUGGCGCUAUUCGUGUUGCGGACGGCAGCGCUCACUGCCUUGCUUCUACUCGCCGCUAGUGCACGUCCUGCACGUGCUUUAGGUCGCCAGCCCGAAGUGCCCAUUACCUCGGUCACUUACGGCGGCACUGGUUGCAGCUGGGACAACACCAACUACGUUCUGUCCCCUGACUACAGAAGUGUCACGUUCAUUUUCGGCGGCAUGCUUGUGACCACCGACGGAAGCUUCGCCGACCGCAAGAAGUUCUGCCAGGUCUCGUUGGGGUUGGACUUUCCUGAUGGCUGGUGCACCACGGUGCCCAAGGUGACGGGAAGGGGGUUCGCGGACGUGGAAAGAGGCUCCAAGAUCAUCUACGAGUUCGUCUACUACUUGUCCGGACAGCCGGGCACGGCCAAAGUCCAGCGCACCAUCAAAGGCCCGGCCAAACGGAUCGUCGAGUUCAGGGAACACUUCAGUCCGAUCGUGCGGAGCCAGAGCAACGGCGCUGUCAAUCUGAACGUCAAGAUCUUGGCGACGGCGGAAGGCAGCAAGGCGACGAAUAUCGGCGACUCCGACGAUGACAAGUUCCGCCUGGGGUUGAGCUUCAAAUGGAAACGCUGCUGAGAGGGAGGUGCUGAGAGGACCCCAUCACCUCUCACGUGGGUGGGGUCUGGCAGGAGUGUUGGAGGUUAACUUCGGA
Messenger RNA from Chara braunii, 735 nucleotides. The record is from the annotation of a GenBank genome assembly. NCBI's taxonomy places the organism in Eukaryota, Viridiplantae, Streptophyta, Charophyceae, Charales, Characeae.